Messenger RNA from Magnusiomyces paraingens, 834 nucleotides. RefSeq lists its product as uncharacterized. Gene Ontology annotation, molecular function: 2 iron, 2 sulfur cluster binding. The transcript has a single exon. The record is from RefSeq and is a predicted model, not a curated record. Bases 1 to 834 code for a protein of 277 amino acids. Gene Ontology annotation, cellular component: mitochondrion; cytoplasm. Gene Ontology annotation, biological process: iron-sulfur cluster assembly. Lineage: Eukaryota; Fungi; Ascomycota; Dipodascomycetes; Dipodascales; Dipodascaceae.
AUGAGGCAAUCACAAGUUACUCUCGCUCUUGGAAGAUCUACCAAGCGCUUCAUGCAAACCAUCCAGCAGCAGCCCAGCGUGGUUAUGACUCCCCUUGUUUUUUCCAACAAUAAGUCAUCAGCAUCAGCCACCUCCAGUGAUGCAUCUGCUCAAACCGAUUCUCUAGCCUCUGCUGGCAAGAAGUGGACUACAUACUCUCUGCCGCGAGUGUCUCAACCGGCUAAGCCCAUUUCCUUUGCACCUCUCAAGAAGACGGCUGCUUCUACCCCAUUUAAGCUGAGCACACCAUCAAGCCAGCCUAUUUCCCAAAAGUCAAUUCCCACCACAAACACAAGUACAAAUACAUCCACAACUACAAGCACAAUUUCUUCCCCCGCACAGUCUGUCAAUACGACUAAUACUGAGCCUUUAAUCAAUGCAUCUACCACAACCACAACCACUACAACCACACCUGCCCAUGCACCUGCACCAGCACCUGCUGCUAAGCCUCGCAGAAAACUGAGACCCCGCAAGGCAGCUAUUACCCUUUCUUCCACAGCGGUCGAGCACUUGCGUAACCUGCUAAACCAGCCCAACCCUCAGAUGAUUCGCAUUGGCGUUCGUAACCGGGGUUGCUCUGGUCUGACUUACCACCUUGAGUAUGUUGAUCAACCAGGCAAGUUUGAUGAGGAGGUUAUUCAAGAUGGUGUUAAGGUGCUGAUUGACUCCAAGGCUUUGUUUUCCAUUAUUGGCUCUCAAAUGGAUUGGAUUGACGAUAAGCUUUCUUCGCGAUUCGUGUUCCACAACCCCAACUCCAAGGGUGAGUGCGGAUGCGGCGAGUCCUUUAUGGUUUAA